This is a messenger RNA of Ustilaginoidea virens, 1401 nucleotides long. RefSeq lists its product as uncharacterized. The coding region runs from base 1 to 1401 and encodes 466 amino acids. Lineage: Eukaryota; Fungi; Ascomycota; Sordariomycetes; Hypocreales; Clavicipitaceae. The transcript has 3 exons. The record is from RefSeq and is a predicted model, not a curated record. Gene Ontology annotation, cellular component: cytoplasm.
AUGACCUUCACGGUUCUCACAGACCACCAGGUCGGGGAAAUCUUGGAAAACCUGACGGUUGACGAACUAGACGAGUUCCGUCAUGUGUUGGCAUCCGCCCUGCACGAGUUCUCCAACUCUACAGACGCCGGGGACGGUGAUGUAUACCAGCAGCCCCAUCGUAUAACGACCUUUCACUCAGCAUCGAGUGCCACGACCCUCUACAUGCCGUCGUGCGGACCCGAGGGCAUGGGCUGUAAAGUUGUCUCGCUCACCUCGUCCGUCGCCGCGCAAGAUGCCAACGUGAAACCCAUCAGCCCAACCGGAGUGGUAAACCUGUUCCGUCCGGAUGGAAGCCCCCUGGGUCUCGUCCACGCAAGCACCUUGACGGCCUUCCGCACGGCCCUCGCGUCGGCCUGCCUCCUCCAUCGUCGGAAUCACGUCAAGACGCUCACAGUCUUUGGCAGCGGCAGCCAAGCGUAUUGGCACGUGCGGUUGGCGCUCUUGAUGCGAGGCAGCACCAUCAGGCACGUUCACAUCAUCAAUCGCCGCUUCUCUGAUCGAGCCGGCUCGAUAUUGAAAAAGUUUACCAUUGUGCCUGCUUCCGUCAAGGAGCGCGAGGGAUGGCCCCACGCCAAAUUCAGCAUCCUGACUCCCACUUUUUACGACUUUGACAGGCUGCAGAAGGAACAGAUUCGCAGCGCAGACGUCAUCUACUGCUGCACGCCGUCUCGCCAGGAACUGUUCGAUGCCUCCAUUCUCACCUCGCACGAGGGCAGGAAGAAGGGCCGCUUGAUCGUGGCUGUUGGGAGCUACACACCCGAAAUGAGGGAGCUGCCCGAGGGCUUGUUGCAGCUCGUGACCAAGCCUCACGAUAGGCUUCAUCGUCAUUUCCACAAACAUGCGGAUGAGGGGGGCGUUAUCAUCGUGGACACCCUUGACGGAGCCAUGAAGGAAGCCGGCGAGAUUAUCUCUGCCAAGAUAUCGCCCCAUCAGAUGGUUGAGCUUGGUGAGCUCGUCAUGCUGCACCGUUUGGCUGUCGAAGAGUCCGAGUCGGAAACCGCGGGCUCUCAAACGCCCCUGUCGUCCGACUACGAGCCCACCAUUGACUUGGACGACAAGACGCCGUCCAUGUCGAGCGUUUGGAAUAAUUCGUCUUCUCGUCCGGCAAGCCCGUCCGGCUCUACAUCAUCCCAGCACAACCAUAGCCGCGUACCAAGCAUCCCCCUGCCUUUUCGAACCCGAUCCGGCGCAUCGUCCGAAAGCGAGGGCAAGAAGGAAGACGGUCUCGCUCGAUGGUUGAGAGACGGGACUGUAGUAUACAAGAGCGUUGGCCUGGGACUUAUGGACUUGGUGGUCGGUAUGCAUCUGGUCAAGCUUGCCAACGAGAAGAACGUGGGCACGCAGAUUGAGGGAUUUUAG